Paramecium tetraurelia is the source of this 1114-nucleotide messenger RNA. RefSeq lists its product as uncharacterized. Lineage: Eukaryota; Ciliophora; Oligohymenophorea; Peniculida; Parameciidae. Gene Ontology annotation, molecular function: RNA binding. The record is from RefSeq and is a predicted model, not a curated record. The transcript is spliced from 5 exons.
AUGAUUAGUUUCUCUUCGCCAGUUUUACCUGACUCUUGGAUGAAUUCAAAUAUGCUUCUUCUAAGUCUAAUUGCUCCACCAGAAAAUUUGAGUCCCGAAUAUUUCGGUUCCCUUUUAACCCAGUAUGGAUAGGUCAGUUAAGUGACAAUUUUAAACAAAUCCUUAAUGGACUACAAAGUAUUAGUUGAGAUGGGAACCCCAGAGGCUGCGAAAUCAGCUAAGUCAUUUCUUGAUUAAUUAUCUUCGAACUUUAUCAAAUGUUCGUUUUAUUCGGAUGAGAAGCCUCCUCAAUCAGGUUCCUUAAACAAUUGCUCGCUCGAUCUUAUAAAUGAUUCUACCAUGAGUAGUUUACGAAAUCGUCAUUCUACAUCUCUAAAUGAAAUUGUCCAAGAAGAUGAUAAACAACAGCCUUCAAGCAAAAGGAAAAUCAAUUCUUCUACCACUCUUCAACACACAACAACAUUAUGUUUGAAUGGAAUCAAAGGAAAGAACUUAGACGCUUAAAAACUGUAUAAUAUCUUUAGUAAUUUCGGAAACAUUGACAAAAUCUUAUUCAUUAAGUAUAAUCCAGAAUAAACUAGGUUAAAAAAUUUCGCACUCAUUAAAUACCUAAAAGAAGAAUACUCAAUAUUCGUUUUUGAAAACUGUUAAAAACUGUAAUUCUUCGAUAGCACUAUUUCUAUUUCUUUCGUUGCAGAAGAUGCUAUUGAAAAACUUUUAAGUCUUGACACACUCUACAAUGAGCAAGAUUAUUAUGUUGGUUCACAAGAAACAGACAGAUUCAAUUCUAGCAAUAAAAUGAAUUUGUUACCACCAAGUUAAGUCUUACACGUCUCCAAUCUUAAAAAGGUGUCAUCAAAUGCUGAAACUAUGUGGGAUGUCUUUUCUGAAUUCGGUAUAGUCGAGGCAGUCAAAGUUCUUAAUACUUAGUUCAAAUUUAUGUGUUUAGUCAAGAUGGAAAAUCUUAAGUAGGCUUUGGAAGUGAUGGCUUUAAUGCAUAAUGAAGAGGUUGACAAUAGAAAUGUCUAGAUCUCAUUCACUAAGGCCAGAAUUUGAUUAUAAUGAAGAAACAUAAUGUUUAUUUUAUAAUUAUUCAAUUAAAUAACAUAUCAAA